Molecule: messenger RNA, 1818 nt
Organism: Argentina anserina (silverweed cinquefoil)
Lineage: Eukaryota; Viridiplantae; Streptophyta; Magnoliopsida; Rosales; Rosaceae
Biological process (GO): nucleobase-containing compound metabolic process; establishment of sister chromatid cohesion
Cellular component (GO): nucleus
Molecular function (GO): DNA helicase activity; ATP binding; hydrolase activity, acting on acid anhydrides, in phosphorus-containing anhydrides
Source: RefSeq, a predicted model, not a curated record
AUGAAGCAUGAACUAAUGUCUGCUGGGCUGGCUUCUCUAUUGAGUCUUGGAGUGGUUUUGGUUGUUGAUAUAGUAUUACAUAGUGAGGAUAUACUAGCCAGCUCUCUUGAUGAUAGUGAGGAAAGAAGCACACUGUCCAGUUUCCAGGCAUUAUUUGAUCUUUUGCGAUCACUGACAAAUAAAGAUGGCUAUGAGAGGUUUAUCAUUUUAAGGACUAAACCAACAUGCUCUGGACAACGGGGAUACAUAAAAUAUGUUAUGCUCACAGGAGAGACGAUUUUUCCGCAGAUUAUGGAACAAGCACAUGCUGUGCUACUGGCAGGUAAAACAUGAAACCCACAGAAGAAACAAAGUUCCUUGGUUACCACCGAACCAGAUGCAUUCUUUUCAUGUAGCCACAUUGUUCCUCCAGAUAACAUUUUGCCUGUUACAGUUGCUCGUAGCUCUUCUAAUCAGAUUUUUUAUUUUAGGUGCUGCUCCAGAAGUUCAUCAGUCAUGGUACAGGAGGUAUGGUGUUUGAUUUGCAAUUUGGUAAUGGUUCGGGAAGGGGUUGUUGUCUUCUUCUCUUCAUUUGAUCAUGAAGAAGAGGUCUACAAUGGAUCUUCAGGCAUCCUCGAUAGAAUUACGAAGAAGAAACAUCUAUUUAGAGAGCCUAGGAAGAAUACAUAUGUCGAAUUUGUUCUAAAUGUGUACAUGGAAACAAUUGAUUCUCAGAGUGGGGCCAUACUUCUUGCUGUCAUUGGCGGUAAGAUAUCACUCAACUUAAGUGAUGGGAUGGGUCAGUAUGUAGUCAUGGUUGGAAUACCUUACGCGAGCCCUUCUGAUGUUGAGCUGACACAGAGGGUGAAGCACAUUGAAGGAUUGGGACAUUCAAAUUCGCUUAAGAUGACCAACUCUUUACGUGGUGAUGAAGUUUACAGUGGUGAGGCACAUGAAGGAUUUAAUAUUGACAGAAGUUGCAGACACAGAGGGAAACAAUGUUACAAUAAUCUUUGCAUGAAGGUUGUAACUUUUGAAGCUAGCCAUCCUGACACAUUGAUCGUGGAUAUGUUGGAUGUUUUCCUUGAGGAAAUCUGGUCUUACGGAUAUUCUAUAUCUCAUAUUAUAGAUGUCAGCUGGACGUUGUCUAUGAGAUAUUGUUCAUGUUGGAUACUAUUUGGAGGGGUAUUAAGAGCAAUUAUCUAUCAUUGUACUUGGAAGAAAAGGAAAGCCAGUUGUUACACUUUAUCAUCGCAACCUUAUUCAUUGUGGUCUGUACUACCCCGCUAUAGUGAUUCAAGAAGUGAUACCAUUCCAGUUUUACUUUGCUCCCCUUGGUUUCUAGAUGGAAACCGUUAUUAUAUCUUUGGUAUUAGCAGGUUGCUUUAUCCUGAGGCAAAAAUUUUUCAUCCCACAAAGAUAUCACCUGACCAUUGUCCUCUGCUGAUUGCUCUCUUUCACUCAGGUACCUCAUAUAAGAACUACUACCUCAUUGAAUUUAUGCUAUCUGGAUGCACCAUGAUACUUAGCAAAGAAUUUGUUUGUGAGACCUGGCCAAAUAUUCAUGUUGUUGCCAUUUUAAAAGUUAAAACUAUAAGGAUAUCAUUUGCUUUUUUCCUUUUAAGUAGAGAUAUUCUAGUUCUACUCAUUCACAUUACAAGUGCAGUAUUUUGCAGUUCUGCAACUCCGGUGUUUGUUGGAAUUAUUGAGAGGUCUAGAGGGAAGGGUAAUUUUUCUGGUUUUGGAUGGGUUUCUAAAUUCACAAGGAAAUGGGGUCUUAUUUAUUUGAUAGUCUCCGGCCUCUUAAAAGUUGUUUCAGGCCCUCGGUCAGUGUUCUAA